AUGGGCGGAGAAGAAGAUGACGACUACAGCCAGCCUCCUGUGGUUGAUGAACUAGGAAUGUCUGCGACGCUACGUUCGGAUCCUCCUGGCAGCAAUGCUCGCAUGCGGGCCAAUCGCGCUACCACUACCAAUAAUACUAGUGCUGCUAAUACUGGUACUUCAGGUGCUAGUACCCAGCCAACCACACAAUCUCAUAACAAUCAAAGUCGUCCAGAUCCACCUGCAUCUCCCCGCAAGCUCUUCAAAGCUCCACAAUUUAAUAAUAAAAAGAAACAUCCGAUUAGUCCCAAGAAGAAAAGGAGAGGAAGAGCCAUGGCCUUUCUCGUUUGUCUCACGGUGGUAUCUGCCGUCAUGUUGGGGUGUGUCCUGGGAGAGUACGAAAAGACCGUAGAAGCAGUCCUCAAAGUGGCCAAACUCAAUUCCACUUCCUUCAAUACGAUUAGUUUCAAUGCGACUGCGACCAGUACCAUGAUUCGCAAACAAUUGCGUCUGUUUGAUUCCAAUAAGCUCAAGAACGUCAUAGGAUUGGGUACAGCAACCACUACCACUACCAAAACUACAGCAACUACAACACCUGAAACUACUAUUAGCAGCAAUAGCAAGGACUCGGGAAAUAUCAAUGAUCAUACUACAGAUACCACCACCACCACUGUGACUGUCACGGAGAAGAAGAAAACUCCAAGUCCUACCCAAACUCCAACCACCAAGAAUCCGACGUCUAGUCCCACCACGAGUCCGGACAAAACUACUACAACUACAACUACAACUAGCCCUCCAGAGGUUGUUGUUGUUACGAAAGAGGAAGAAACAAACAAGGAAACACCCGCAGAUGCAGAUCAGGAUAAACCAACGGAAGCGAUUGCCGAAACUGAUACCGUGGACACAACAACGGAUGCACUGGAAACAACGGAUGCAGCUCCCACGGAAGCAGACAAGGAGGUCGAUGAACCAACUGAAACGAGCAAGAUUGGAGACACGAAAGAUGCGGAGACUGAGACAACGGAUGCCACUCCCACCGAUGUGGAGGACAAUGGCAAAGCAACAGCCGACAAAGAGGAUACCACCACUGCUACGGAUGCCACUCCCACGGACAAGAAAGACGAUGAACAAACUCCCGACAAGGAUGAUACCACAGCAACAACUACUGAGGCAGCUCCCACCGACAGCGAAACGACAGACAAGGAUGAUACCGCAGCUGCGACGGAUGCAUCUCCCACUGACAGCGAAACGACAAACAAGGAGGAUACCACAACAACUACGGAAGCAUAUCCCACUACUGACGAGAAAAAGGACGAAAAACCAACAGGCAAGGAUGAUGCGACAACAACAACUACUGACGCAACUCCCACCGACAAAAAAGAUGAGGGAAAAACAGCAGACAAGGCUGAUGCAACAGAAGCAACAGAUCCCACCCCGACCAAAGAUAACACUGUAGUUGUUGUGGAAAACGACACGGCCACGCCAGGAUCCAUCUCUCUGGUCACCAGUUUUUGGGCACAACCUCCAAAACAAAAGGGAAAUAAUUUGCAUCGACUCGAAAUACAAGCGGCCAUGGUCAACAACCGGAACAACCAAUACUUGGAUCAAAUUGUCGUCAUUUUGGAUGGGGCUACCAAAGAUGCCAAUUGCACACAUUUACAGACCCAAUUGGACGAGUUGGAAGCCGACGUCGUGGCCAAAAUGCCAGGGUAUGUCAAGACAGCCUACGAAACCAACAAAAAAGAGAAAUUGCCCGUCUUUACGUGCAUCGACCGGGAAGAGAAACAACCCAAUUAUUAUGAGAUUUUCAAAUAUGCCACCGACCCCAAAAUUGUCACCAGCGAUGUGGUCAUUGUGGCCAAUGCCGAUCAAGCCUUUGAUGACACUGUCCAAUGGGCCGGCAAAAUCAAAGAUGACGCAGUCCUGGUACUGCCAACCUGGGGAUUUGACAAGAAACAGGUGCCACAACUCACCAAGGAAUACUUUAAGUUCGUCCAUGGUGGAAAGGAUGCCAAAAUGUUCCAGGAAGGAGCUGUCUCUAGAUGCAGCGAAGGAGAAAAAUCGUGGGAUGGAUACGUCUUUCAUCGCAAACUCAUUGCCGGGCACUUGGAAUCCGACAACUUUAUGCGGUAUACAGUCGUGGACGACCCGAAACAAGACUAUUUUGUCAUGAAUGAAGUGGGAGCGGAAAAUGCCGCUCUGUAUGCGCUGCUGCAAAAUGUCCCGGAUGCCAAGGAUGCCGUUGGCUGCUCGGUCAUUCAAAUGUGGCACUUUCACGGGGGACUCGCCAACAUGCAUGUCCACGAAAAGGCCGACUAUUGGCAUUUCAAGGGCAAGGGCAAGAACAAGUUGCGGGCCGUCCCACGACCAUGGCGUACGGCGGGUCAUCCCAUUGCAGAUGCCUUUGUCGUCAAGAACGUGCCGCAAACGAAAAUGUCGGGUGCAACCAAAAAGGAGGAAGGUGACAUUUCCACGAUUUCGGAUACUGUGGAAGGUGAGGACGCUGACAAAUCGGCAGCGGUCCGUAGGACCAACGAAAGCGCGGCCAAGACCAGUACGAAGGCUGCAGAAGGAACCGUCUCAUUGGUGUCAAGUUUCUUUGCCAGUGGCCUUCUCGCCAAAGAACAGCCACAUCCGCAUCUAGCUGAGACUAUGAUGGCCUUCUUGAACAACAUCAACAAUCCACAUUUCAACCAAGUUGUUGUCAUCUUGGACGGGUCUUCAUCGAAAGCCAACUGUGCUACUUUUGAGCGCAAGCUGCAAGACCUACAAGCUCAGUUCCAAAAGUGGAACAACAGCGGUACCGACAAUGGUCCAGAAAUAGUUUCUUCCAAGCUGACUUGCGUCGAUCGUGAACAAGGACAGCCAAAUUACUUUGAGAUGUUCUCCUAUGCCAGUGAUCCAGAAAUCAUCACCAGUGACGUUGUCCUCAUGGCCAAUGCUGAUCAAGCUUACGAUGAAUCUGUCAAAUGGGCGGGCAAAAUCAAGGACGAAGCUAUUGGGACUUUGCCAAGCUGGGGAUAUGACAAAGCAACAGCUCCCAAGUCGAUUACCAACUACUUUGAAUUCUCGCAUUUGCCCAACGUCAGCAAAGUCGACAACGUCAAGAGGGCAUUCGAGCGAAGCCCAAUGCCCAACAAGUGCAAGAGCGUUUCAUCGUCGUGGGAUGGGUACGUCUUUCAUCCCGCGCUGAUUCGAGGUAGAAUCAAGGAAGAGGAUUUUGUGCGACCCAGCUUUCUCUUCGAUCUAAACGAAAAGGGUAAGAGAGUGAACAUUACCAACUCGACUGCAAUGUUCAAAAUGAACGAGCAGGGUGCCGAGAAUGCUGGGUUUGCCUCGUUGAUAAUGAACAUUCCAGAAGCCUUCCAUGCUCAAACUUGCGAAGUAAUCAGGGGUUGGCAUUUCCAUGCUGCCGAGAAGAUGCACGCCGAUAACAAGGUCGAUCAAAGUAUUGAUGGGAAGACACAACGAAAGUUUCUUUGGUACCACGAGGACCCAAAGAUUAGGAAAACUGUUGUCCCAGAACCCGCGAGACGAGCCUCCAAAUGGUUUAAGGGUCUCUACCCUGUCGAACCAGAAAUCCUGGUCUAG
Seminavis robusta is the source of this 3570-nucleotide messenger RNA. NCBI's taxonomy places the organism in Eukaryota, Bacillariophyta, Bacillariophyceae, Naviculales, Naviculaceae. The record is from the annotation of a GenBank genome assembly.